Molecule: messenger RNA, 768 nt
Organism: Oldenlandia corymbosa var. corymbosa
Lineage: Eukaryota; Viridiplantae; Streptophyta; Magnoliopsida; Gentianales; Rubiaceae
Source: the annotation of a GenBank genome assembly
AUGGUAGGACCCGAACGCCCGCAAUUUGUUCUAUUUGGAUCCUCCAUUGUGCAAUACGGGUACAGCCAUCAAGGCUGGGCUGCAAUCCUCUCUGACAUCUAUGCCCGCAAGGCUGAUAUAGUGUUGCGAGGAUAUGCUGGUUGGAAUUCAAGACGAGCUCUUCAAGUCCUAGACAGAGUUUUCCCUAAGGAUGCAGCAGUGCAGCCUUCGCUGGUCAUUGUUUAUUUUGGUGGUAAUGAUUCAAUGAAGCCUCACCCAACAGGGCAAGGUCCUCAUGUUCCUCUUGCUGAAUAUGUGGAGAACAUGAGGAAGGUCGCCCUUCACAUCAGGUCCCUUUCGGACAAAACUCGGCUACUCUUCCUUAGUGCUCCACCGGUGAAUGAGGCACAGAUUUGUGAAGUUUUCGGUGGAACACUUGAUGUUCUCGGUCGGACAAAUGAAUCUUGCCGAAUCUAUUCAGAAGCUUGCAAAAAGCUGUGUCGAGAGUUGGAUGUUAAGGUCGUUGAUAUGUGGACUGCACUCCAACGGCGUGGUGAUUGGUUGGAUGUUUGCUUCACGGAUGGAAUUCAUUUCACGGCCGAAGCAAGCAAGAUUGUGGUGAAGGAAAUACUCAAAGUUCUCAAAGAGGCUGAGUGGGAACCAUGUCUGCAUUGGAGGUCAUUGCCAACUGAAUUCUCUGAUGAUUCAACCUUUGAUGUGGUUAGUGCUGAUGGUAAAACCACAAAUUUCUCCGAUGCGAAUCUGCACUGGGAGACCGCUUGGGACUAG